CCCCAUUACCCAAUCGUCCCGCCCCGUCCCCAUAAUAAUUAACUUAGCCGUGCAGUGCCUUUCAUUAUUCAUUAUUCAGUUUGGCUGCUGCCUUCUGGCACCGCCCCAAAGAAGAACUUCUUCACUCACUCACUCUCAGUCUUCUCUCUCUCUCUCUCCUUACAUUGUUCCUGGCCGAGUUCUUUGCUUGCCAAACCAGGUCUCAUCGAUCUCUCUGAUUCGAUCUCAUUCAAUUUUCACAUAUCACCCACCUUUCUUGACUUGCUUGUCCCCCCGUUUCAGCAGUCUUUCUGCACCCGUGGAUCGACGUCAUCCCCCGUCGCCUCCCAAGCCUCGCAUAGAGAAGAGAUUCAGCCACCAUGGGUAUUCUGCUACCUCGAGAUUGCCGUCAGACGUACUUGGAUGGCUAUGUCUGCGAUGGCAAUAGCUGGUAUGACUGGGGUCGAUGGAUCGCCUUCGCGGUGAUUGUUGGAGUAGCCUUACUUGUCUUCUUCCUUUUCGCUUGCUUCAACGCUCGCCGUCGGCGCAGACAAGGCCUUCGCCCUCAUCCGGGCACCGCAUGGCUCGCAGGCCCUCCCCCGACCUUCCAGCAAUCACAGCAACAGCAACAGCCUGGACAACCGUACUACGCAGACCCCUACUAUCAACCUGCACCGCCGCCGCAAUACUCCCCUCAUCCUCAAUACGGCUACUUUGGAGGCCAGCAGCAAACGGGCAUCGAGCUGCAAACGCCACAGAAUGCCUACCACAACGGUGGCGACCGCGUAUAUCAACCACCACCGGGACCUCCUCCGGCUUCCAAGGUCUAAACACGGGCUUUGGCUUCCAACGAAAUGAAUAAGAUGUCUGUUUCUCAAGGACUUCCUUGAUCGACCACUGUUCUAAUCGCCCAGUCGGCUUGCUCCCAGCCCGCCACUGAGAUAUGUCGCCCUCCACCCUCUCCAGCCAUGCGACUGGGGAAGAGGUUGUGACGAGGGAAUGUGUGACGGGACUUAUGAGUUUCUUUUCUUUCGUGUCGUAUCUCCUACUCGUAUUCUAAUGACUUCGUCGGGGUGUUGCUAUGUGUUUUCCUUUUGAUCUUCUUCCGUGUUAUUUUUGGGAGCCUGGCUUGCAUGAUGUUUCGAUACCUUCCAUUGCACCUAUUUUAUUUUUACUGUGUCAUGUCGCACUGUUCAAACCAGCGGCCUGUCUCUUACACGGAUGUGAAUUCUUCUCUAAUGCAUAUAAAUGAACUCCUAAGAGACAAGUAUGAGUAUGUCGCUCGAUGGACCCGAAUC
Molecule: messenger RNA, 1277 nt
Organism: Aspergillus homomorphus CBS 101889
Lineage: Eukaryota; Fungi; Ascomycota; Eurotiomycetes; Eurotiales; Aspergillaceae
Product: resistance to Congo red protein
Exons: 3
Coding region: 360-809 (149 amino acids)
Biological process (GO): vesicle-mediated transport
Cellular component (GO): intracellular membrane-bounded organelle
Source: RefSeq, a predicted model, not a curated record